This is a messenger RNA of Lycium ferocissimum, 1932 nucleotides long. RefSeq lists its product as uncharacterized. Gene Ontology annotation, cellular component: ribosome. The record is from RefSeq and is a predicted model, not a curated record. The coding region runs from base 151 to 1461 and encodes 436 amino acids. Gene Ontology annotation, molecular function: structural constituent of ribosome. NCBI's taxonomy places the organism in Eukaryota, Viridiplantae, Streptophyta, Magnoliopsida, Solanales, Solanaceae. The transcript is spliced from 6 exons. Gene Ontology annotation, biological process: translation.
GUAAUCAUAUGCAGUUGUAUUUUUUUUUUUUUUUUUUCAAGAAAAAGAGAGAAGAAAUGAAAAGAUUUUGCCGUCGUCAUCUACAUCUUCACUAAAACCAGUGACAAAAACAAAAAACCUAAAACCCCAAAACCUUAAACCUCAACAACAAUGGCAACCACCACUAAACUCCUUCAACUCCGCCCAAAACCAAAACCCACUUUCCCCAAAUUCUUCUCUUCUUCAUCAAAUCGCAAUCUUGAAAACUCCCAAACAACCCCUAAUGACACCCCUUCAUCAGAACAACCCAACCAAGCAACACCUAACACAACUAAACCCUUUUCUUUUUCAUCUAUAGCCAAUAAUAACUCACAAAACCCAUCUUCAAAAACCUCUUCUUUUGAUGAAAUACGCAAAAACCUAGCUGAAUUUCGUCUCCGUGCCACCUCAUCAUCACCCCCUUCAUUUCAAGAACUCUACAAAAAAAAUCUCAACAAUAAUAAUAAUGUCAGGUCUGAGGUUGACAGGAGACCGGGCCCCACCACUGGAAAGGUUGACUUCAACAGGAUUCGAGAAAACCUACGUAACUUCAACAACAACAAUGUUAACAACAAUAGCCAGAAUGAGAAUAGAGGGAAGUUGUUUAAUUCGUUAUCGCUUUCGCGAUAUAAAGAUAGUUUUAAGUUGAGACCUGAUAUGAAUAAUAAAGAUAAUGUGAAAGGAGGAGCAGGAUCGGGAAUGUUGAUAGGUGGGAGCGAAAAUGGGAACUUGCCCGCAUCGAUAUUCGGGAGGGAAAUGAUGACGGAUAGAGAGGGUGGUGGUUAUGAAGAAGGGAUGAGGUCGGAGUUUGUUAGGUCGUAUAGUCACGGUGAAUUGGGCGAGAAGUUGAAAAUGUUGAGGCCGACGAUAAAGAAGGAUGAGAAGAAGGGUUGGUUUUCGUUGCAAGAGUUGAAGGAUAGAUUGGUGAAGAUAAGGGAAACUGAGGAGAAAGAGAGCAAGUCGAUGAUUGGUGAUGUUGUGUAUAAAGAAUUGAAAGAGUCUCUUAAAAAAUUGAGUCAGCCUGAUGACCAAAAGUCUAAGAAGACAAUGAUUCAGAGACUUGAUGUCUUGGGGCAUCUGGGUGGUACACCAAGCUUUAUGUUGCAUCCACCAAAAGAACACUUGGUUGAAAAGUUUUUCCACCCAGAUAACAUGUCAUCUGGGGAAAAAAUGAAACUGGAGCUACAAAAAGUGAGAGAUGAAUUUAAAAUGUCUGAGUCAGAUUGUGGAUCUGCACGUGUUCAAGUGGCUCAGCUUACAACAAAAAUAAAGCACCUAUCCACAGUUCUUCACAAAAAGGAUAAGCACUCUCGUAAGGGUCUACAAGAAAUGGUGCAAAAGAGGAAGAAGUUAUUGAAGUAUAUGCGAAGGACAGAUUGGGACUCCUACUGCCUUGUUCUUUCUAAGCUUGGCCUCCGAGACAAUCCAGAUUACAAGUUUUAGAACAGCAUGUAUAACAUUGCACUGGAAUGCAGAAAUGCAAGUUUUACUUUGCAGAUUGCUGGAAGUCUUUUUCUUACCGAAAUUUUCCUUCUUGUUGUGGGGAGAGGCGGCGAGGGGGAUGGACUUUUGUUGUUGGUUGACUCAUGUCUGCCUCCCAAAGGAAGAUCAUAACUGGAUCUUGAAGUUUUGUGAUUCCAUUGUCUUUGAAAGGAGAGCCAAAUGUAGGAAUUUAAGUUUUUGCUUAUACCAUGUUUUUUUAUUAUAACAAUGGUGUCUAGAAUAACUUGCACGCAUCACGAUGUUUAUGUAACUUUUAUGUACUGGGGUUCUUGACAUUUUUACCUUCUGAUAGUGUGAGUGAAACUAACAAGUGACUGAGUAAUUGGUCUUCGAAAGGACUAGAGAAUCUUACUUGUCUGAAUUGUAGUUGGAUGGUGGCGAAAACGUUGAUUAAUUAUGCUGCUUCAACUA